This is a messenger RNA of Lagopus muta (rock ptarmigan), 2386 nucleotides long. RefSeq names its product POU class 2 homeobox associating factor 3 (gene POU2AF3). The record is from RefSeq and is a predicted model, not a curated record. Gene Ontology annotation, molecular function: DNA binding; POU domain binding. The coding region runs from base 134 to 850 and encodes 238 amino acids. Lineage: Eukaryota; Metazoa; Chordata; Aves; Galliformes; Phasianidae. The transcript is spliced from 5 exons. Gene Ontology annotation, cellular component: cytoplasm.
CACCAGGCCGGCGGGUCCCUCGGCCCCCCAAUUCCCAGCUCGCCGCUUCCAGCCCCCAUCCCCCGCCGCGGGGCCGGGGCCGCCGCCGCUUGCACUGGGGCCGCCGGGCGAGCCGCUGCCGCCGCCGCUCAGGAUGUCCGGAAAGCCCAAAGUGUACCAAGGUGUCAGGGUAAAGAUCACUGUUAAGGAGUUGCUGCAGCAGAGGAGGGCACGGCAAGCAGCAACCGGCGCAGCGGUUUCCUGGGGCAGCAACAGCAUCCAGUUUGCAGAGUCCGUGUCUCCUCCUCACCCAGCACCUUUUGAUGCAGAACCCAUCUCUUCAGCUCCCAACUAUUGCCCGUCAAGGCAGUUCUCAAACUGCCUCUCCUGUGAGGAGAGCCCCAGCCACCUGGAGCAGCUGGUGGACUCCUACCUGCAGGCGGAGGCAGCCUUCGAGCCAUCCCUGGGCACUCUGCAGACACCAUCACAUUACAUCCCUGAUUCCUUCCAGCCAGUCCCCCUUUGCUUCAACCAGGGCUUGGCUGCAGCAUCCCCGAGCCCAGCUGAUCUGCCCAACGCGCUGCCCCACGGCUGCCCCGCUUCCCAGCUGCCCCCAUUCACCCCCCUGACCCACAGCCCACCUCCUGCCCUGGACCCCAUGCCCUACGGCUGCCCAGCAGAGGGCUGGCCCUGCCACCCCCCAUCCCCCUACACACCCCUCGCCUGCUGCUGUGCUGCCUGCAGCCCCCCACACACCGACCCCAAGGUCCCACAACGUUUCCCCUGCCCUGGCACGGAUUGCUCGGGCUGCCUGCCACCCACUGACGACUUCUUCAGGAGGGACAGGAGCUGGGACAUCUGUUACAGCUAAUGGGGAGGGGCUGCACGCUGCCUUCACGUUGGCAUCGUUGCCUGGGAACUGCAUACGGUUGCACUGCCUCCAACUCAUCACUACUCGCACAUGGUGUUGCCACUACAUUCAUCCUCCUGUUUUCUGUGGUAGCUUUUUAUUUGGUCUUUAUUUUAUUCCCUGGUUUUGUUUUUUUUAAGAACUCCCCCCCAGCUGCCUUACCAAACCCGUGUCACCAACACCAGCUCUUUGUGUCACAAAUAAAUCAUUUGGUACUCACAGUGCCCAUUGCUUGUGUGCUGAAUGCCAGCAACUUUGGCUACUGAUGGAGGCUCACAAAGAUGAGGAAGAAGUCCUCAACCCCCAGCACACCUCCAGCUCUUCAGCUUCCACAGUAAUGUUCUCUGGUGGCUCUUGCAACUGAACACCUUCCCUCUGCCCAGAGCUGGAGGCACUCAAACACGUGCACUGCUGGCAGAUAGGGAACUUCCUCCAUUCUACCAAAAAAAACAACCAACAAACCCUACCAAUAUUGCUCCACCUUCACCACAACCUUCAGUGAUGCUUUCCUCUCUUCCCUGUUUUCACCUGGACAGAAUCAUAGAAUGGCCUGGGUUGAAAAGGAGCACAGUGCUCAUCCAGUUCCAACCCUCUGCUGUGUGCAGGUCGCCAACCAGCAGCCCAGGCUGCCCAGAGCCACAUCCAGCCUGGCCUUGAAUGCCUGCAGGGAUGAGGCAUCCACAGCCUCCUUGGGCAGCCUGUUCCAGUGCUCAGAGCCAGCCUGAGCACUAAACCUGCUAUAAAUAGGAGUCAGCAGCUGUGCUGCUGCUGCAGAUAAAAGUGCCAUCACCUCUGUGAUGCUCCAACACGUGUCAUUUAGUGGUGCUGGAGGUGCUUUGUUCUCUGUGGGGUUAUGGUCACCUCCUGCUCCAACGCUGCUGAGCUCCUCAAUGCCUCACACUUUGAAGUCCCUCCUCACCAACAUUAAACAGCCACGGGAGGAUAAGGCUGAGGCGAGAUGUUUGAGGCUGCUGGUGGAAAUGGGAUGACCACAUCCUCCCCGUGGGCUGGCUGCAUUAGCAAGAACUGCCAGAGUGUGUUCGUGUGCAGCAAAGGAAACAACAUGUGCCAGUGGGUUGCAAGCAUACAAGGAGAGCGCCCACGUUAGCACAGCAGGGCUGACACUGUCCCCAUCUGUUAACUAAGUCACUCUCCAUCCCUGGCUGCCAUUUCCUAUUUCCCUGCUGCACUUCUUUAUGCUGUUCUGCAGUUCCCCAUUGCAAGGGGGCUGCAGUCACCAAUCCCCAGUGCUGUGUCAACAGCUGCACACGUGCAGUGCAAGCCGAAGCUCGCCCCUUGUUGACACAAGGAUUCCUGGGCUGAUUGUGAACUGGGAGGAAAAAACAACAGAGGGGGAAACCAUUCAAAGGCUGACGGUGGAUUUUCUGGCUGUGAGGAGCACGUUAUUUCCCUGCUUUCCUCCCUUGUAAAAGCUGAUUACACGACAGUGGCUCAUGCCGUAGCUCUAACAGAACUGGCACAGCGCUACCAAGCACC